Molecule: messenger RNA, 1486 nt
Organism: Helianthus annuus (common sunflower)
Lineage: Eukaryota; Viridiplantae; Streptophyta; Magnoliopsida; Asterales; Asteraceae
Product: GDSL esterase/lipase At1g29660
Exons: 5
Coding region: 88-1314 (408 amino acids)
Molecular function (GO): hydrolase activity, acting on ester bonds
Source: RefSeq, a predicted model, not a curated record
UUUCAAGUUUCAACAACCAAAUACUUUAUCGUUGCAAUCAAACCCUCAGUCUCCCGCCAUUUCUCAAUCACAACUUCAAACUCAUCAAUGGAGUCUUCUUCAUUCUCUUUCCCCUGCAUUCAAAUAAUAACCCUCUUGAUCUUCUCACACACCAUGUUCUCAAGUGUCAAGCCAGUAGCCGUUAUCCACUUCUCCGAAGAUCUUUACACCCGAUCAAGAAACGCCUCUGUUUCGCCUCCUCCGCCCCCGGUUCCAGUACCCGCUUUAUACGUUAUCGGUGACUCUUCGGUUGAUUGCGGGACCAAUAACUUUCUUGGGACGCUUGCUCGUGCUGAUCAUCUUCCUUAUGGCCGUGAUUUUGAUACUCAUAGACCCACUGGACGGUUUUCUAAUGGCAGAGUUCCUGUGGAUUUUCUUGCAUUGCGUCUCGGACUUCCGUUUGCCCCAAGUUACCUAGGUCAAAGUGGCUCUGUGCAAGAUAUGAUGCACGGGUUGAAUUACGCCUCUGCUGGUGCUGGGAUCAUCUUCUCUAGUGGAUCAGAACUGGGUCAGCACAUAUCCUUCAGUCAACAAAUCCAACAAGUCAUGGAUACAUUUCAGCAAUUCAUACUAACAAUGGGCGAACACGCAGCCGCUGAUCACAUAUCAAACUCGGUGUUCUAUAUUUCAAUCGGGACUAACGAUUUCAUACAUUACUAUCUCCCUGAUGUGUCCGGUGUACAAUCUAAGUUUUUUGCAUGGAUGUUUACACGGUUUUUAGCUCAGACAAUGAAACAGGAGAUAAAGAAUUUGUACAAUGCGAAUGUUAGGCGAGUGGUGGUGAUGGGACUGGCACCUAUCGGUUGUGCACCAUACUACUUGUGGCAGUAUAACAGCCAGAAUGGCGAAUGUAUAAAACCGAUAAACAACGUGAUACUGGAAUUCAACUUUGUUAUGCGAUACACAGUUGAAGAGCUUAAUAAAGAACUCGUUGAUGCCAAUAUUAUCUUUUGUGACGCUUACGCCGGGUCCAUGGAUAUCCUCAAGAAUAAGGAUCAAUAUGGAUUUACGUAUACGGAUACAGCAUGUUGUGGUUUAGGACGGUACAACGGUUGGCUGAUGUGUCUAUCGUCUGGAAUGGCGUGCAGGAAUGCUACAAAUCAUCUAUGGUGGGAUCAGUUUCAUCCGACAUCGGCUGUGAACGAGAUUUUAGCGGAGAAUGUGUGGUCUGGAUUGCAUAACAAAAUGUGUUAUCCUAUGAACAUGCAGCAGAUGGUAGCGCAACGGGUCAAAACGUCAGAUGAUGUGAUCAACCGGUUUUCCAACCAAGCCUAACUUGUACAUGAUCAGGAUAAGCAAUUUCGUUCUGUAUAUUGAAAAAUAUUCUUUGUGGCUAUGUGUACAGAUUAGGUAUGAUAAGUGCAUCACAUAUAUUUUAGUUGUAUGAAAUGUAAAUUGGUUAGAGAUGCUGCAAGCCUUUGUAUAGAGGAUUAGAAGUUGGCCCACA